CAUCGAAUUUGAAUCACCCUGUACAUACGCGAUACGAUGAUGCGAACAUUCAGUAAUGAGAACCUGUCGAUAGUGUGAACACGAAAUUAUUUACACUGAACGCCGUAUAAUGUGAACAGUGCGAACAAAUGCAUUGUGCCUUUUUGUCAGGGUUUUCACUUAUAUCACAUUCAACAUAUAGUGUGAAUAAAGGCAGCUGUGAAUGUGCCUCCGAUGUAAAUACAUUGUGCUGAGAAUGCUUAGAACAAUAUGGAGAAAUUAAAGAAAUGAGUUUAAGAGAAAAAGUCAAUAUAAUCGAAGAAGGUACAAGGGGAAUGUCAGCCACGACGUUAUCUAAAAAAUACGGAGUUUCAACAUCAACAAUUUGUGGUAUAAAAAAAAAUGAAAAACUUAUUAUCGAUACGGUAACUCACACGCUAAAAAUAUCAAAAAAGUGCACCUUGAAAAAGUCAGCAUUUCUACUUUUAGAGGAGAAAUUGUACAAUUGGUUUCUUAAAGAAAGAGAAAAGAAUUCACGAAUUACUGGAAAUAUGCUGAAACUAAAGGCAUUCUCAUUAUCAAAACAAUUGAAUACUGAUACUUUCACGGCCAGUGAUGGAUGGCUGCAAAGAUUUAAAUACCGUCGUGGUUUAAGGUUUUUGAAAAUCGCAGGGGAGAAAUUAUCGGCCAACCUAGUUGCAGUAGACCCUUUUAAAGAGGAUCUAAAGCAUAUGAUUCAAGAUCACGACCUAAAGCGGCAGCAGAUUUAUAAUAUUAAUGAGACAGGAUUGUAUUGGCGCUUAUUGCCUGACAAAAUAGACAAAACUGCUCCUGGAUUAAAAAUUUCGAAGCAACGACUGACGUUUAUGGGUUGUGUAAAUGCUUCAGGCUUACAUAAGCUGAAACCAUUGCUGUAUAAAAGCACUAAGAAGGCGUGGAUGACUGGGGAACUCUUUAAAGAAUGGUUUUUUCAACAUUUUGUACCUGAAGUAAGAUGUUUUCUGCGUGCUCAGGAGUUACCUCAGAAAGCAAUUCUCUUUGUGGAUAACGCAACGUUCCAUCCACCAGCAACAGAAUUGAGGACUAAAAUUGGGAUGAUCUUUGUAAAAUUCUUACCUCCUGAUGUUACGUCCUCUCAGAUUUUAAUCAACAAAAUAAAGAUGUAGACGAAGAUAACAUUCCGCUAAGUAUAUUAAGGGAAAAAUUAAGACGUGAAAUAAAUUUGGUCCUUGAUGUUAUUAGGGAUACAAUAAAUUUAUUACAGGAGCGGUAAGUUAUUACUGUAAUUUAUUACAGUAAGUUAAUGUAUAAGUGGUU
Onthophagus taurus is the source of this 1296-nucleotide messenger RNA. The record is from RefSeq and is a predicted model, not a curated record. NCBI's taxonomy places the organism in Eukaryota, Metazoa, Arthropoda, Insecta, Coleoptera, Scarabaeidae.